AUGUCGUUUUCAAAAAUAGUAUUGACGAUUAUAGCGUCGCUGGUUUUAUUCAAAUUCAUCUUAUCAGAAAAAGGCCAGCACUUUUAUUAUCGAUAUUUAACUUGCAAUGUUUCAGAUGAGUUUGUGUAUCCAAAUUAUACUUGCUAUGCGAAAUCAUUUAAUCGAUCAUUUUCUGCUGAAAGUGUGUCUCUUACAUUGAGGAAACCACUUUACCAAGUUUUCAUUGAUUGUAAAAUGAUGUAUAAAUAUGGAACUAUUUAUCGAGAAAUCAUGCGUUUUGAUAAUAUUGACUUUUGUAAAAUCAUGGAGGAAGGAUCAAAAAACAAAUUGGUUCAGGCACAUUAUGGAUUAUUCAAUGAAUCUGUUCCUGGAGUGCUUCAUAAAUGUCCAUAUACUUCUAUUGACAUUUCAAAUCAAGCUAUCGAUGCAAAUAAAGUCCCUUCAAUAUUUCCGAGUGGCGAAUAUAAAAACAUAUUCGGUUAUGAUACUAAAGACAGAAAAAUGAUUGUGGAAUCAACUUCAGUACUUACAAUUACUUCAUCCAUAAAAGAUUCAUUUGGAAAAUAG
Messenger RNA from Clunio marinus, 567 nucleotides. The record is from the annotation of a GenBank genome assembly. Lineage: Eukaryota; Metazoa; Arthropoda; Insecta; Diptera; Chironomidae.